AUGGGUGACUCAUUCAUAAUAGCCAUAGACUUUGGCACUUCAUACAGUGGAUAUGCUUAUAGUAUAACACCCAGAGAGGAAGAACCUGAUCCCUAUUUAAAGAUCUGGGGUAAAGAAGUUGGACUGGAGACGGUAAAGACUCCAACCUGCGUUCUGUUCAAUGAACGAGGAGAAUUUCUCAAGUUUGGUUAUGAAGCCAAAUUGGCUUAUGGUAAAAUGAGGGGUGAUGAAGCCAGAAACAAGUUCUUCUUCAACUGCUUCAAGAUGUCCCUCUACGGCAAAGAAGUUAACAGUAAUCUGACAAUCAAAGCUGCAAAUGGGAAGUCAAUGAAGGCCUUGAAGGUGUUUACAGAAGCACUGAGAUACCUGAAGGACGACGCACUCAAAACCAUUGGAGAGAACUCAUCUGGGAGGAAGUUUACAGCCUCUGACUUCACCUGGGUGCUGACUGUACCUGCUAUCUGGGAUCCUUCAGCAAAGCAGUUCAUGAGAGAAGCUGCGACUCAGGCUGGUAUUGUGACCAAAGGAAAGGAAGACAAGUUGGUGAUAGCACUGGAGCCAGAGGCAGCCUCGGUCUACUGCAAGAAGCUUCCAGCUGAGGGGUUCAUAGCAGAAAACCAGGGAGAAGACAAACUCGAUGACUCUCCAGGAACACAGUACAUCGUUGUGGACUGUGGAGGUGGAACCAUUGACAUCACUGUACAUGAAGUCCUGGGUGGAGGGAAACUGAAGGAGCUGCACAAAGUCUCUGGCAGUGAUAUGGGCGGACAAACGGUGGACAGAAAAUUCAAAGAGCUUCUCAAAGAAAUCUUCUGUGAUGGUGUCUGGGAAAAAUAUGAACGAAAGUAUCCCAGUGAGGUUCAGAAACUGAUCUAUGACUUCUCAGUUUUCAAAAAAAAUGAUGAUAAUGUGGCGAUCAGCUGCCCAUUUAACUUGGGAGCACUAGCUCAGGAAGUGAAAGAUUUGGAAGAGUUUUUUGAACCAGUGCGAGGUGUCUCCUGGGAUGGCGGGUCCAUCACCAUCUCAAAAGGUAGACUGAGGUCUUUCUUUGAUCAGAGUCUUCAAAGUAUCACCAAGAGUCUCAGAGAAAUCUUGAGGAAAUGUUCCCAGAUUAAAUACAUUCUCUUAGUGGGGGGCUAUGCUGAAAGCCAGAUUCUGCGUCAACAUGUAAAGGAUCAGUUCAGUUCUCAGUGUCAGGUUCUGUGUCCUUUUAGGCCCCAAGAAGUAAUUGUGAAGGGAGCUGUGCUGUUUGGAAGAAACCCAGGGGUUCUGGCAUCUCGCAAAAGUGCCUUUACUUAUGGGAUUUCUGUCUCAGUGAGAUUUGAUGAGUCCAAACACAAGGCAAACAAGAAAUUCACAAAUGAAGAGGGUGACUGGUGUGGUGGUGUCUUUAAGAAACUGGUAGAAAUAGAUGAAGAUGUGGGCUGGAAUGAAACCAGAGAGCACAGCUUCUGUCCACAAACAGAAAACCAGACAGCGAUGAACUUUUCAUUUUACUGCACAGAAAAAUCAGAUGCAAAGUAUGUGGAUGAUGUGGGAUUGAGGACAAUUGGUUCGUUUGUGGUGAACAUGCCAAACACUGCAGGUGGCAUGAACCGUCGGGUCAACCUGAAAAUCAGGUUUGGCUCCACAGAAAUGACAGCCACAGCCACCGACAUAGAUUCUGGGUUGACAGAAUCAGUUCAGCUCAACUUCAUGACUAAAUCAUAAAGAUGCCUCAG
Molecule: messenger RNA, 1721 nt
Organism: Stegastes partitus (bicolor damselfish)
Lineage: Eukaryota; Metazoa; Chordata; Actinopteri; Pomacentridae
Product: heat shock 70 kDa protein 12A-like
Exons: 4
Coding region: 1-1710 (569 amino acids)
Molecular function (GO): ATP binding; ATP-dependent protein folding chaperone
Source: RefSeq, a predicted model, not a curated record